AUGGAGAACAUCCGAGUAAUCAAGGGUUCAAAUGACCCGUUUGACCCUUUUGGUUCUGGACAAACAGCCAAUCAGAAUGAAGGAUCUGGUGGGGCUCUUCUUGACCUCGAUUUUGAUGCACAGGUUUCUACAGACAAUGGUAGUAGUGGAAAAGUGAAUUUUGAAGCAAACACAAAUCCUUUGUACGAAUUUACUAACUCUGAAAGUAAAAUGGAGAACGACUCUUCAAAUACCCUUCUGGAAUUCAAUAAUGAACCAGUUCAAAAGGAAGUUAAAUCAGAACCAUCAAAUUUACUGUAUGAGUACAUGCACAAUGACGGAAGUACAAAUGGACAUGCUGAAGAUGGAUUAACAAAUGGUGGGGGACAAGAAGUGGAUUUAUUAGGGGGUGCGGAUCUGUCAGGAGGGGAUGCAUCUGGGGGAGGGGAUUUAAUGGGGGAAGAGGAGUUACUAGGGGGUAAUGAUACAGAAAAUAAUGUGGAAGAUAGUGGAGACCUACUAGGAAAUUCUGGACCAGUUAUUAGUGAUGAUUUUGGAGUAACAGAAGAUGCCAACAUCAUUGAUGAAAAUCAACAAGGGGAGGAAACUCAGACAAGAAGUAGAUCAAAUAGUGAAAACUCUGAACCAGAACAGGACGAAAGUGCUCAAAAACCAUCUGAGCCAGUUUCAGAACAGGAAAAAGUUCCAGAAACUCAAAAUGGACCAGUUGAUGAACUAGCUGAUGAAGGACCAAUUGAAAACCAAGAGACAGUCAGUCCAACUCAAAAUGGUGUUGAAGAAGAUGAGGUUGAUACCAAGACCAUGACAGAAGUAUUAGGUGAAGGGACCAGUGAAAUGAAUGAAGAGAUUGAGUCUGAAAAAGAAGCAGAAGUUGGAGAAUCAAUUGAAGACAAUCAGAAUGCAGCUGCAGAUGAUGACAAUGUAGCUGAAGACAAUCAAGAAGUAGAAGCUGAAGCAGAAAAAGCACCUGAGGUAAUUGAACCUGAAAUAGAACAAGAAGAAGCUCCUGUUGAAGAACAGGUUCCUUCCGAAAAACCAGCUGCUGUUGAUGAACCAACCCCUGCUGAAGAACCAACUCCUGUUGAAGAGCCAACUCUUGUUGAAGAACCAGUUCCAGAACCAGCCCCUGUUGAAGAAACAGUACCUGAGCAAGCUCCUGUUGAAGAAAUAGUGCCUGAGCAAGACCCAGUUAAAGAAACAGUACCCGAACAAGCUCCUGUUGAAGAACCAGUUUCUGAACAAGCACCAAUUGAAAAACCAGCCCCUGUUGAAGAACCAAUUCUUGAACAAGCUCCUGUUGAAGAACCAGUUGUUGAACAAGUACCAAUUGAAGAACCAGUUGUUGAACAAGCACCAAUUGAAGAACCAGUUGUUGAACAAGCACCAAUUGAAGAACCAGUUCCUGUUGAAGAACCAGUUCCAGUUGAGGAACCUGCUCCAGUUUUGGAGGAAGCUGUAAAGGAGGAGAUAAGGGCAGAACCAGAUACUGUGGAUAUAGGGGUUACUACAUACAAAUCAACAAGUUUUCUGGUUCUAAGUCCGAGCUCUGAUCACUCGGUCGUGGAAAGUUUUGGUAGAUUACGAGAGGAUGAAGAGCCAGUUGCAGCUGAACAGAGGACAGCAACAGCAUAUGAAACAAGAGAAAGUGUUACAGAUGAAAAUGCCUUGAAAGUUAAUGGCACAAGUGAGGUCAGUGAAAAUGGGAUAUCGGAGGAAGAAGCGGUGAGAGAUCCGAAUAUAUUUCGGGAGACCCGCGAGAAGGAGGAGGUACAUUUUGCUGAGAUGAACAAUGUUCGUGAAAAAUUUGAAUCUGGAGGAAAGAAGGAUGAUGAGCCUUCACCACGUAGGGUAGCGGUCAAAGAUGAGUAUGAUGAAGGAGGAGAAUUUGAGAACGAGCCGGUUCCCAACCCUGAUGUCAUUAAGGAAACCGACCAUCCUAAAGAGGAAUUACCAGAAAUCGGAACUGCUAAAAAUCUUGUGAAUCGUUUCAAAUCUAUACAAGAAGAAAAGGCAAAACCUGUAGCUAGUGGCAAAAGAAUAUCUCCUCCUCGUGACUCGGAAAAAGUAGAAUAUGAGAGUCAGCCCACAGAGCAUUUACCACAGUAUGAAGGAAAAACCGAUUCCGGUGUGUUUGAAAGUGAACCAAAAGGUCAUGAAGAUGUGAUAAGGUCAGGUGAUCAAGCAGAGGAUUACAAACCAGAACAAGGUUAUGCUAAAAACAUUAUGAACAGAUUCAAAGAGAUUCAGACAGAAUCAAGUCAGUAUAAACCCCAUGAAAAGCGUGAAAUAACACCAGAUAGGUCUGGUAAAGUAGAAUAUGUAAGUGAACCACGCGGUGAACAUAUAGUUUAUAAUGAAACACAGACUGAAGCUGGUGUGUUUGAAAAUGUGCCAAAAGAGGAGGAAGAUGUUGUUCGUUCCGGUGAAAAAGCUGAUGAGAUUUUACCAGAAGUUGGUAUGGCAAAGUCACUUCUUUCAAAAUUCAAGCAAAUGGAAACAGAAGUUGGUCACAGGCCACCACCCUCACCAAAAAGGGAGACACCUAAAAAACCAGCAGAGUUUGUCAAUUCUCCAAGAGGUUACCUUGAAAGAUAUGAGCCCACAACAGAAGCUGGUGAGUUUGGAAAAACCCUUUGCGAAAGAGGGGAAUUAGUUUUCGUCAGGGGGGAAUUUUCCCAAAGAAAAAGUAUUCCAGAAGUAAAAAAGGCAAGAAAAAAAAAGGGGGAAAGGCAAUCGGAAAGUGGUAUAUUAGAAAGCACACCACAAAAGUCAGUGGCAGACGUAUCUAGAGAAAGAGAGGCAACUCCAGAAACUGAAUUGCCAGAGCAAGGGUUUGCGAAAAACCUUGUUUCACGUUGGAAACAACUAGAAUCAACUUCCAGUAGUGCCAAAUCAACAUCAUCCACAUCUCCUAGGUUUAAGGAAUUUACACCACCAAGGGAUAGUAGGGGUCCAAUGAGUCCAAAAUCGCCUGCAGGUGUUACAAAUGGCGUACAUCCAAGCGAGCUUCCCGGACAAUACCAGCCCCAGGAAUCCACCGUCAUUCAUGAAAACAAACCAGAAGUUAAACAGGAUGUUUAUCGUGAGGCAGAUACCGAUUGGACAGAAGGUAUGCCAGCACCAAACACAACAUCUUCCAUCCUUCAAAGGUUCAAAAGUAUUCAAGAAGAGGCAAAGGAAAGUCAAAAAACUCCUGAACCAAUUCACAAAAAGGUGAGUUUUUAG
Molecule: messenger RNA, 3225 nt
Organism: Ruditapes philippinarum (Manila clam)
Lineage: Eukaryota; Metazoa; Mollusca; Bivalvia; Venerida; Veneridae
Product: titin-like
Exons: 10
Coding region: 1-3225 (1074 amino acids)
Source: RefSeq, a predicted model, not a curated record